AUGUCAGCAAUAUCGACACUUAUGGUAAGUACAGACCGCAUCAUUUCACUUUUAUUUCCGAUGCGAUAUUUCGAGAAGAACUAUUCAUAUCAAAUCAAGCAGAUCACUUUUUAUUUCGGUUCAGUGUCACUAUUCAUCUUCGUUUGCUGGUUUUUUUCCUUCAAAGAUACGGAAUCUAUGUUGCAUGGUUUUUGUUGGUCAGGUGAUGUUCUGCAGCCGUUUUUCGCGGAUUUGCAUGCUUUGGUGAUGAUCAUUUCCACAUCCUUAAGUGUUAUUCUCUACAUUGCUGUAUAUUUGUUGAGCAGAAAACAUCUUCGCCGGAUAAAAAGUAAUCAAUCGGAGACAUCGCUACGGUUAUUUGAAGCACGCCAGUGUAAGCUCACCAUUACAAUGGGUGUUUCCUGUGUGUUCACUUUGUUUUUUUACGUGAUACCAUUAUGCAUUAAGUUGUUGAUAGGCGAUAAUGAUGACGAUCCAACAACCUACUAUUCCGAAUUGAUCCGUGUAGCAGUAGCAAUUAGUUGUAAUCUAAAUCCAUUAACAAAUAUAGCUGCAAUCCUCAUAAAACAGGACGAUAUUGCGUGCCACGUGAGGCAAUUAUUUCCGGAAUGCAUUCAGAAAAGCAUUUAUAAGUGCGACCAAAUAACACUUGUUUGUGGCAAAAGUGUAACUCUGGCUGUUAGUUCAAGAACGAACUGA
This is a messenger RNA of Brugia pahangi, 699 nucleotides long. The record is from the annotation of a GenBank genome assembly. NCBI's taxonomy places the organism in Eukaryota, Metazoa, Nematoda, Chromadorea, Rhabditida, Onchocercidae.